AUGAUGGUCAACGAUCAAUUCACCUCACAACAACAACAACAAAGAAGAUUCAAUCAGAUACUCAACAAUCAGGUUGUGAGACGAUUGAUCUUUGGACAUGUCAAACAGAUACAUCGUGUACAAUACUCAGACAGUCGAACACAUCAAUGGAAUGAUCUGAUUCAAUCAGUUGAUAUGUUGUCAUUGUUUGGAUACUUGGAGCCACUCAAACAACUGUGUCUAUCAAUCGAACAGAGAUACAACCGUCACAAAUGGUCAGAGAUUGAUGGUGCACCAUUCAUUCCCAAGUUGCGAUCACUCACUCGUCAUGCAGUCAUCGGUGGACACCUCCACAUACUUGAAUGGGUGCAUCAACGAUACUUCCCACACCUCAACGAGGCAUUCUAUGAACUUGCAAACGUUGCCAUUCAAUAUGAUCGAGUAGAUAUCAUUCAAUUCUUUGGACACCAUCCCGAGUUCAGAGCAUUCAAUCUCUUUCCGGGCAUUUUCAGCCGUAUUCCGAGUGAGUCUAUGCUACAAGCCCUCCUCAAAGCGUUUGGAAUCGAGUUGCCAUUCAACCCUGAUCAGAUCCUCGAUGUAAUGAUCAAUCAUGUCAAUCUUAAUGCCAAGAUCUGCCUGGUCCAGAUCAGUUGCCUCUCAAUUUGGUCAUCCUGGAGCCUCGACCUGAUCAAGUAUCUCCAUCUCAACGGACUCCCGUUCCAUGAUAAGACAUUGGAUGAAGCUGCCCGGCACGGUAGACUGGACGUCAUCCAAUACAUCCUGGAGGAAGCAAGGCCAAGCGACUUGGUUGUGAGCACAGGUGUGAUGGACAGAGCUUCAAUGUCUGGCCAUCUCGACAUUGUACGAUACCUUCAUGAACAUCGCACCGAAGGGUGUUCAUUCUGGGCGAUGGAGGAGGCGGCCACCAAAGGCCACCUGGAUGUCCUUCGAUUCUUUCAAGAGAAUCGCACUGAGACCUGCCAAACUAAUGCCAUGGACAUUGCAGCAGAGGCCGGUCAUCAGUCCAUCGUUGAGUAUCUCAUUAGCAACAGGACCGAGGGUUGUACGGGCUUUGCACUUGAUGGCGCGGCCCUCAAUGGACACGCACAGAUCAUUGAAAUACUUUGUGAGAAGUAUCCCCAUCUCACAAUUAAGAUCUUCACCAUGAUGGAGCCCAUAUCCAGGCAGGUCCUGGAGGUACUCUACCGAACGAUGCCACAAAUGAUCGUGGUAGAUGACACCCUUUACAACGCGAUCAUAAAGAAACACAUGGAUAUGAUCAACUUCAUCUUUGACCACGAGUUGUUGGCCCAAUGCUAUAUCGAUGUCAAAUUGAUUGGGCGCUCGAUGGACCUUCCUCAAUCAAACAUAUUCCACAAAUUCAUCAAACAUGUUGGUGAUGAUGGUGACAAUAUCAAUCCAAUCCUACAGUAUUGCAUCAGGAUGGCACCAUGGUGCCCACACACUGACAUCUUGGAGUACAUACACUCAGCCUCCAUACGCCAUAGCAUCUCCUUUGCAUACCGGUCAGUCAAGAAGAUGGAGACUGUGGUCUUGGACUCAUUGGCAUUCAUCCACGAGAAGGGUGGCCUAACAAAUGCAUCGAUCCAAUAUGAUAUACUCAUAGAGGCCAUCGAAGCUGAUCGACUUGACAUUGUCAAGUACAUGUUGGACAAUGUUGGAUUCAAUAUUCAAACAAAGUCCGACUUCUUUGCGACGGCCAUUGAGAAGGGACGUCUGGACAUCCUUCAAUGCAUGCUUAGCAACACUGGUGGCAUCCUUCCAACCUCCAAGUUUGCCUAUCAACAAUCGGUACACCUGGCCAUUUGUGGCGGCGAUUUGGAGAUGGUGCGAUACCUCACCGAACACUAUAGAGACCAACUUCAAUUCGAUGCUCAGACCUCAUUCAACAAGUACCUCGCAACAAUGCCCGAUAAGAAGGACUCACCCAAAACUCAUCGAUUUGUGGAGUAUAUGGUGCGCAAUCACUCAGUCACCGCCCCACCAGAGAGUGCAUUCGCCGCAAAGGGAAGCAGCUAUGACUUGGAUGCCACAAUAGCAUUGUUUGAAGCUGGUGCCACCAAGUACCGUGAGGAUCUUGCAACCAACCUGGUCGCGACAGCAAACUAUGACAUUACAAGAUACUUGUACUUUAACAAUAGAGUGGAUAGGCGGUUGUUGAUGGAGAUGAUGGUAUCAAUUUAUAAUCCAUUACUAUUCAUCAAUUUACCAAUGUCUGACAUCAUCCUUGGUCACCAAGUCGAGCCAUUCAUUGACAGGAAUUCAGUCAAACUCCAAUCCAUUGCACGAUAUCAAAUCUCCUACAACUUACUCAACAAAUAUAUAAUAUAA
Molecule: messenger RNA, 2331 nt
Organism: Acytostelium subglobosum LB1
Lineage: Eukaryota; Evosea; Eumycetozoa; Acytosteliales; Acytosteliaceae
Exons: 1
Coding region: 1-2331 (776 amino acids)
Molecular function (GO): protein binding
Source: RefSeq, a predicted model, not a curated record